Molecule: messenger RNA, 210 nt
Organism: Helobdella robusta
Lineage: Eukaryota; Metazoa; Annelida; Clitellata; Rhynchobdellida; Glossiphoniidae
Exons: 1
Biological process (GO): regulation of signal transduction
Molecular function (GO): protein phosphatase inhibitor activity
Source: RefSeq, a predicted model, not a curated record
AAUGAGAAAAAAUCUCCCGCCGGUAUAAAGUGGAAUGAAGAUAAUAUUACGGAAACGUAUCAUCCGGCCAACAAAACGUAUGGAUUGCAAAAAAUUAACGAUCCGGAUACACCGUACCCAAGAGGUGUGCCAGGAGUGGAUCCCAGUGAACUGGUCAACAGGUUCGUCUUCUUACUCGAUCAGUGCAGAAUUAUUUUAAAAAGUGAUUGA